Molecule: messenger RNA, 2308 nt
Organism: Brassica rapa (field mustard)
Lineage: Eukaryota; Viridiplantae; Streptophyta; Magnoliopsida; Brassicales; Brassicaceae
Product: CDPK-related kinase 5
Biological process (GO): protein phosphorylation
Molecular function (GO): ATP binding; protein kinase activity
Source: RefSeq, a predicted model, not a curated record
CACUGUUUGGAUAAUUUUCACCAAUUCUCCUAUUUUCUAGUACUAGUUUGGUAUUUGUCUUUUCUAUACUGUAUUUAUUAUGUAAUAAGUGUGUAGAAUACUGAUAUGAAGUUAAUUAAAAUUAAUAGAGUGGUUCAAUGUAAAUAAAUAAAAUAAAAGCGAAGGUUUGUAGUAGUAGUAUAUGUGUUUAGUUAACUUAUUCUCUUGGAUCCAAAUAUCUCGGCAUCGACAAAGGAGAGAUCCUUCCAAAGAAAGAAGACGAAAACGAGAAAGAGAGUUUUAAGAAACACAAAAGCUCAGUUUCUGGUUUUCAAGAUUUCAAAUUUCGAAAUGUUACUCUUGAGAUUUUGACCUGUGUUGAGAGAGAUUCGUGAUGGGCCUCUGUCAUUCGAAACCUCCAAGCUCCGAUCGAGUUCCGGCCCAGAAUAGUCCUCUCCCGGCGUCGGAAUCCAUAAAGCCUCCUCCUAACGGCGACAAUGAGGGGAAGAAAUCUCCCUUCUUCCCCUUCUUCAGCCCGAGCCCAGCUCACUCCUUCUUCUCCAAGAAGACUCCGGCGACCAGCGGAAACUCCACGCCGAAGCGGUUCUUCAAGCGGCCCUUUCCGCCUCCGUCUCCGGCCAAACACAUCAGAGCUGUUCUCGCGAGACGCCACGGCUCCGUGAAGGCCAUCCCGGAAGGCGGCGGCGGCGAAUCCGAGGUGGGUUUGGAUAAAAGCUUCGGGUUCUCGAAGGGGUUCUCGAGUAAGUACGAGGUGGGUGAGGAAGUGGGUCGUGGGCAUUUCGGGUACACUUGCGCUGCCAAGUUUAAGAAAGGUGAUUCCAAAGGACUGCAAGUGGCUGUUAAGGUUAUUCCCAAAGCAAAGAUGACUACGGCUAUUGCUAUUGAAGAUGUGAGGAGGGAAGUGAAGAUAUUGAGAGCUUUGUCUGGUCAUAACAACCUUCCUCAUUUCUAUGAUGCCUAUGAGGAUCAUGACAAUGUCUAUAUUGUGAUGGAGCUAUGUGAAGGAGGAGAGCUUUUGGAUAGAAUACUCUCUAGAGGUGGGAAGUACACAGAGGAGGAUGCAAAGACUGUUAUGAUUCAGAUAUUGAAUGUCGUUGCCUUUUGUCAUCUCCAAGGUGUUGUCCACCGUGAUCUCAAACCCGAGAACUUCCUUUAUACCUCAAAAGAAGACACCUCUCAACUCAAGGCAAUAGAUUUUGGCUUGUCAGAUUACGUGAGACCGGGUAAAAAUAGUUGUCUUCUACUUAGCCUGCCUCCACAAUCUAGACGACCAACAUUUGUUUAUUAUACCCUUUCACAAUUCCAUUUUGCAGAUGAGAGGCUCAACGACAUUGUUGGCAGUGCUUACUACGUAGCACCUGAGGUUCUACAUAGAUCUUACAGCACAGAAGCUGAUAUUUGGAGUGUUGGUGUGAUUGUCUAUAUUCUGUUAUGUGGAAGCCGACCGUUUUGGGCUAGGACAGAGUCAGGAAUCUUCCGUGCUGUUCUAAAAGCAGAUCCCACUUUCGACGACACUCCCUGGCCUUUGUUAUCUUCAGAGGCAAGAGAUUUUGUGAAGCGGUUGCUAAACAAAGACCCUCGUAGAAGAUUAACAGCUGCUCAGGCCUUGAGUCAUCCAUGGAUAAAGGACUCAAAUGACGCCAAGCUUCCAUUGGAUAUUCUUGUUUUCAAACUCAUGAGAGCUUAUUUAAGAUCAUCGUCUCUCCGUAAAGCUGCAUUAAGGGCCUUGUCGAAAACACUUACGGUUGAUGAACUGUUUUAUCUGAGGGAGCAGUUUGCUUUGCUAGAACCUAGCAAGAACGGAACAAUAAGUCUAGAAAACAUCAAAUCUGCUCUGAUGAAAAUGGCAACAGACGCAAUGAAGGAUUCACGUAUACCUGAAUUCUUAGCACAACUGAGUGCUCUUCAAUAUAGAAGAAUGGACUUUGAAGAGUUUUGCGCAGCGGCAUUAAGUGUCCAUCAGCUAGAAGCUCUUGAUAGAUGGGAACAACACGCUCGUUGUGCUUAUGAGCUUUUCGAAAAGGAAGGAAACAGACCCAUCAUGAUAGAUGAACUCGCUUCGGAACUUGGUCUUGGUCCUUCUGUACCUGUCCAUGCAGUGCUUCACGACUGGCUUAGACAUACAGAUGGAAAGCUUAGCUUUCUUGGGUUUGUGAAAUUGUUACAUGGUGUGUCUAGCCGCACUAUCAAAGCUCAUUAGAAGGGUGUUUAGAAACUUCCACAAUAUGUAUGAGAUUUGUUCUUAGAUCUCUUCUCUCCCAAGAGCUUUAGACCAAUUGGGUUUUAAUAUGGCUUUGUCUUUUGUGAA